AUGUGGAAGCAUCACUUCUCUUCUUUUCUGUCUGCUGUCUCCGCUGUCCCACCCACCUCCUCUGCCCUGUCCCGUCCCUACUCCCCCUCCCCUCCUCCUCUCCCAGCCAAUUACGUGCCCUCCCCCUCUCACCCACCUUCGGGUGCGCCCCCUGCAGCCCCUCCUCCUCCUCCACCAGGCGCCCCUGCAGGCCACCAGGCCCACCCCUCCCCACCACACACAGCUGUGGGCCAGUCGGCUGUGGAUGCAGCGCCCCCAACAAGGAAGUCCACCAUGCUGGGGAUGAUCCCAAUGAGCGACGCCCGCUCCGACCUGCUGGCGGCCAUACGUAGAGGUAUCCAGCUGAGGAAGGUACAGGAGCAGAGGGAGCAGGAGGCUAAGCGGGAGCCCGUCGGCAACGAUGUGGCAACCAUCCUAUCACGACGUAUCGCUGUGGAGUACAGCGAGUCUGAUGACGACUCAGAGCUCGACGAGAAUGAGUGGUCUGACUAAAAAAAAAAAAAUUUAAAACGAGUGAGACAGAGAUAGGGGCUCGGUGGGUGGUGAUGACAGGGGAUUGUAGGGGGAGAAACAUGGUGCCACUGAGGCAGAAAUGAAGUUUAGUUAGUUUUAAAGUUCAUCUGUAACAUUUUACCAGAAAAGAAUAUUCAGUUAAACUGAAUCAUACAUACAUAUGCAUUCAUACACCAGGUCAGCUGUUGUAGCCACUAUUAACAUUGAGCACUUCUAAAGCAACAGUCGAUAACUUCAGUUUGUUCGGUUGCCCCUGCAUAUUUGAACUGAAACCCAAAGGUUUGUGUGUCUAACCACCCAGGGUGUAUGGUGCAAUAAACACACACACUUACUGUAAAUUCACAUUCACUGUCCCACCCCCAUUGGCUCAUUUUAAGUACUAACACACAGCUGUGAAAAACAAAUGCAAUUUGUUCUUCCUGCUUAUGAGUCAAAAUUGUUAGCAAUAUUACAGGCUGUCAAACUAUAGGUAGGUGGGCCCCUAGUGAGUAUGGAGGUAUUGUGUUUGCAAAACACAUGCCAUAGCACAAAAACUACUAAAUAUAGUGCAAUCUUAACUUAUCUGCCAAAUGUUGAGAAAGAGUUUAUGAAACGAGUCCAGGGAAAAUCAGGGAACAAAUAGCUCCAUAGGGGAAUACUCUGACACUUCGCCGGGUCACACCUGUUUAAGAAAUAUGUGCGUUGUCCUUCAGAGACAACACCAGGUUUUUGGGAGUUUGGUCUGUUGGUCAUCUUAACCAAUAUGAGACAAUCAGCAACAACAUUAACAUAUGCUAAUGGUGUAAUGGAGCUAACUGCAUCGUGGCCCAGCUUGAUUUUCAUGUCUGAACCUGCUGUGGAAAAAAAAACUGUAAAGUAAGGGACAAAGGUGCCAUUUGGAGAUUCUUCAAAUUGGAGAAGGAUUGUGGUUGCAGACCUCCAGCAUAUGUUGUUUAGCUUCUACAGGAAGUAAGCAAAGUUAGCCAAAUGGCUAAUGGCUUUUUAUCACUCAUUUGUAAUGGACUUAAGGAUUUAGAUUGUGUUUUAAGAAAUUUAAGGCCAGAGAAAAAAACUAAGCCAACUGUUUACAGACAUAACUGAUGUCUGAUGAUGCUUUUAAUAAAAGAUCAGUCAGUUUAGAGUAAUAUAAAGGUCUAGUAUUGUGUUGUCAGUGUUGGCAGUGGGUCAUCAACUCUGUCUUUCCAUUGUUGUCUUUUUUUUAAUGCAUUUAGAUUUUGAUUUAAUCCUUUAAACAGGUAGUGUCAUUAGUUGGUCAGUGUCUUUUUCAAAAAUAUAGAUGAGAUACUGUAAACGAUGAACAUGAAGAAAUUAUACAGAAAUUCACAGCAAGCCAAAUUUACAUACACAAAGUCGUUG
Molecule: messenger RNA, 1869 nt
Organism: Monopterus albus (swamp eel)
Lineage: Eukaryota; Metazoa; Chordata; Actinopteri; Synbranchiformes; Synbranchidae
Product: wiskott-Aldrich syndrome protein family member 3-like
Exons: 2
Coding region: 1-492 (163 amino acids)
Biological process (GO): actin cytoskeleton organization; positive regulation of Arp2/3 complex-mediated actin nucleation
Cellular component (GO): SCAR complex; cytoskeleton
Molecular function (GO): protein kinase A regulatory subunit binding; Arp2/3 complex binding; actin binding
Source: RefSeq, a predicted model, not a curated record